GGACAUAGUACACAACAAAGACAGUGAUGGAAGCACAGCUGUACAUCUUAAUUUGGAACUGGAAAAAACAUAAGUAGUUGUUCACAUGCAGGCAGGACCUCAAUUGAUACAAAGUUUUUAAGCUGUGUGUGUUUUGUCAGCUAUUUGGAUACUGUUGAUGAACUGUACCCACUGUGCCCAUGUUCUUAAACCGAUUGUGCAAACUUAACAUUCCAUAACGCAGCUGGAUUGAAGAAUUUUUGUCAGUAGUCAAUCUGUUUAGAUCUCUUAAUAGCUCUUCUUCGUAUAUCUUCCUAAAAAGGUAAAAGUUAUUUAACAAAAUUGCAGGGUUUAUGAAUCUUCAACAAAUCUUCAGCAUCUUUUACAUUGCUAAAAUACUUAAGUACUUAAAAUACUUUUAACUUCUCACCUUCUGGUCAUAACAAAAGUGGAUUUUCUGUCAGCCAUAGGCAAGAGUGAUAAAUGCUAAACCUUCAGAGAUAACCUUUUCCCAAUAGAACAAAAAAUAUUUUUGUGACUGAAGGAAUUGUAUGUAGGUUAUGCAAAUGGCAACAAUUCUGCUUAGAGUUUUAGUUUUCAGCAUAUUAGAGUUUUUGGGGUUUUUUUUAAGCUAUUUUAAGUACAUUCUAAGUUUAAAAUGACAGGGUAUGUAAAGAGGAAUAGAAACAGAAUGUAACAGAGAACUAUACCAUGGAUACCAUAGUUCUGCAUUCUCAAAAACAGCAGUUUAACUAGAGGAUGGGGAAGAGGAUGAGAUCUUUUCUGAAAGCAAGCUGCUGGUGAAACCUAAGGAAGAAACUGCUCCAGUUCCCUAAGCUAGUAUGUCAGUGCUGUGGUCCUUAUAAAAUAUUACAUCUGGACUUCAUAAAAGGAUUGCCAGAACAUCCACUUGUUACUUCAGACAUAUGAUGCAAAGGGCCAGCCAGAUUAUGGAACCUUGGAUAUGAAACAGGAGCUGCCAGAUUGUGGCUAGAAAAAUGUUUGAGGGGGAAAUGGCAAGUUUAGAAGCAAUUCAGAAAACCAAUAUUGUGAGAGUGCCUCAGCCUAUUAAAGUAAUUGACCUUCCUGGAGGAGGAGCAAUGUUUGUCAUGGAGUACCUAAAGAUGAAGCACCUCAACAAAUAUUCUUCAAAGCUUGGCGAGCAGAUAGCAGAUCUUCAUCUUUAUAACCAGAAACUUGGAGAGAAAUUGAGAAAGGAAGGAAAUACAAUUGGUAAAGGAGCCAGUUACUCUGAAUUUCAGUAUGUGGAUAAGUUUGGAUUCCAUAAGGCCACUUGCUGUGGUUAUAUAGCACAGGUGAAUGAAUGGCAGAGUGAUUGGCCUUCUUUCUUUAUUCGUCACAGACUCCAAGCUCAACUGGAUUUGAUUGAAAAAGAUUAUGGAGACAGAGAAGCAAGAGAGCUUUGGUCACAGCUAAAGGUAAAGAUUCCUGAAAUGUUUUCUGAUGUAGAAAUUGUUCCUGCUCUACUGCAUGGGGACCUGUGGGCAGGAAAUGUGGCUGAGGAUGACUCCGGGCCAAUCAUCUUUGACCCUGCUUCCUUCUAUGGCCAUUCAGAGUUUGAACUGGCCAUUGCUGGAAUGUUUGGUGGGUUUAGCAGCUCAUUUUUCUCUGCCUAUCACAGUAAAAUACCCAAAGCUCCAGGAUUUGAGAAACGAAAUAAAUUGUAUCAGCUCUUUAAUUACAUAAAUCACUGGAACCAUUUUGGGACAGGGUACAGAGGACCUACAAUAAAUGUAAUGAGAAAACUUUUAAAGUAACCAGUCAGGGACUAAUUUCUCAAACCAAAGUAAUUAGCAGCCUCUGCUUAUCAGAUGUAACACAAGCUAGAAAUCACACACGACAAGGCUUAGUAUACUUUUGAGCCUCACUAAAUGUUAAAAGUGAUUGCCUAAUUUUUAACAUAUAGUAGUUGACUAGCACAGAUUCAUAUGAAGAAAAAACUGCAUUGUUUCUGAAGACUCCGCUGGGUUGGGAAGUAGCACUACAGCCAAUUUCACCUUAUUCUGUACAAAGCCUUACUUCCUACCUGCUGCAUUUCCACAGUUGUUUGCAACUUGCUGCUUCUGUUGGUGUCUCAUUACUGAGAGUUACUGCUGUGGGACUGAGGUGCUGGAAGUAAUUGUUGGUUUCUUAGCUCAUUUGUUUUGUUUUGCUUUAGUUUUCUCUUCUGCCUUUGUUUUGGUCUUUUUACCUGUUUAUGUUUGUCUUCGUUUCUUUCCUAUGUAAGGGUUAUUACAUAAUAUCCAAAAUUUAAGUCAGAUUUUAUGAAUGUGAAACUAAAAACAUUCUGGUUUUGAUUUAAAGGUAGGCAGGGUCCUUUGGACUGCAACUGACACUAGCAUUCCUAAUAUUUAUUUUAAUGUAAUUAAAUGUUUCUUUGUGUUUCCCUGAGAAAUUCAUUUGAGUAGUUUUUUCUUAAGAGUGAUGCUGCUGUAGUUCCUUGGUAAUUAAUUAUAUGGUCAGAAAAUGCAUUGUUACAAGUUUGAUAAUACAAGCUAUUAAAACUAUAUUAUUAUGUGUAAUACUCUGAUGGUAACAUUUAAAUAACUGUGAAAACAUAGCAAACAGUAGGAGGGAUACUUGUUUGCAUAACAAGUAUCAAUUUUGCUGUGUUGGUUGGUGCCUGAUGCAUUUCAUUUUUAGAAGAUAAUGUACAGUAGGCAAAGCUAGUCUGCUCUGCCAGUGCUGCUUUAUUGAAGGAACGGUGUCAAACUGGAUAGAUUUAUCUUUUUUAGUAUUCCUGAUGUUCUAUUUUUAUAGAAAAUAGGCAGUGAAGAUGUGGGGAGAAAACUGCAACAAAGAUACUGGCAUACAGUGUGAGCUUGGGUAUGUUAGUGACAUAUUUUUUUAAAUGAAAGUAGUAAGGAAAAAAAAAAGUAAGUAUGGUCCAACAAAUGCUUAAGUGAAUUAGAAAAUGAGAACGAUAGAACUUAUAUUUUCAGGGUUCAGAUGGUUGUAGUGAUUCAUAUCCUAAAUAUUAUAUUCAGAAAUAUCAAAUGACUUCAUGUAAGUUUUAUGUGGAUGUGCUAUAGAGAGUUCUUAGAUUUUUUGUAAUUUAUACUAUUUAAAAAUAAUUAUCUAAAUAUUCUGUAGGUUUUUUUUUUACUUCCUUGAUUUUGAGCUCCAGUUAGUGGGGUUAUAACACUUGAUAUAAUUAUAACAGUGGAAAAGUGGAAAAAUAGAGUGAGAAUACAGUUGAAAUUGUGUCUGAAUGAACAAUGAAGUGCUGAGUCAUUAUUCAUGUUUGCAGUUCAGGUAGUGCACUGCAAAUACAUGUGAGCUUAAGAUUUAUUGUUCAAUAAAACACUUGUGUUGCAGAAA
This is a messenger RNA of Phasianus colchicus (ring-necked pheasant), 3321 nucleotides long. It is a transcript of the gene FN3K, whose product is annotated as fructosamine 3 kinase. NCBI's taxonomy places the organism in Eukaryota, Metazoa, Chordata, Aves, Galliformes, Phasianidae. The record is from RefSeq and is a predicted model, not a curated record. Gene Ontology annotation, biological process: fructosamine metabolic process.